This is a messenger RNA of Recurvomyces mirabilis, 3363 nucleotides long. It is a transcript of the gene CNH1, whose product is annotated as Na+/H+ antiporter. Lineage: Eukaryota; Fungi; Ascomycota; Dothideomycetes; Mycosphaerellales; Teratosphaeriaceae. The record is from RefSeq and is a predicted model, not a curated record. Bases 1 to 3363 code for a protein of 1120 amino acids. The transcript has a single exon. Gene Ontology annotation, molecular function: sodium:proton antiporter activity. Gene Ontology annotation, cellular component: plasma membrane. Gene Ontology annotation, biological process: proton export across plasma membrane; intracellular potassium ion homeostasis; sodium ion export across plasma membrane.
AUGGUGUGGGCACAGAUCGACAUCAACAAGCCUCACUUGGUGUAUAUCAUCUUGGGAGGCUUCACCAGCAUAUUCAUGUUAUGCUCCUCCAUCAUCAAGGAAAGAUUGUACAUUGGUGAAGCCACAGUGGCCACCCUGUGCGGCAUCAUAUUCGGACCGCAUGCUGCCAACCUCAUCGACCCCUCGACAUGGGGUAACGUCGACCAGAUCACCCUCGAGUUCUCCCGCAUUGUCCUGGUCGUGCAAUGCUUCGCCGUCGGUGUCGAAUUGCCUAAGGCAUACAUGGAACGCCACUGGAGGUCCGUUGUGUUCUUGCUUAUACCCGUCAUGACUUUCGGCUGGCUGAUCACAAGUCUCUUCAUCUGGGGCUUGUUCAUGCCUUCUCUAAACUGGUUGGACAGCUUGGUCGUCGCAGCAUGCGUUACAGCCACCGAUCCCGUCCUUGCUUCUUCGGUCGUUGGUAAAGGCAAGUUUGCGAAGCGUGUGCCGAAGCAUCUUCGUGAUCUACUUUCAGCAGAGUCUGGUUGUAACGAUGGCAUGGCCUUCCCUUUCAUCUACCUCGGCUUUUACAUCAUGGAAUUUCGCCACGAACCGAGCGGCGUUGCUGAGCACUGGAUCCUAUACACUAUCCUGUACGAGUGCGUUUUCGGAGCUGUCUAUGGCGUUGCAGUCGGCUACAUCGCACGACGCCUGAUCAGAUAUGCACACGAGAAAGACUGGGUCGACCGCGAAUCUUUCCUCGUGUUCUAUUUCGUCCUCGCACUCUUCUGUGCCGGAUCUGGCUCGAUCCUUGGUAUCGACGAUUUACUUGUCGGCUUCGCUUGUGGUGUAGGGUUCAGUAACGAUGGCUGGUUCACGGAGAAGACUGAGGAGUCUCACGUAUCCAACGUCAUUGACUUGCUGAUCAACUUGGCAUUCUUUGUAUACUUCGGUACGAUCAUCCCAUGGGCGCAAUUCAAUGCGCACUUUCUGAACUUGGACGCUUGGCGAUUUGUGGUACUUGGUGUGUUGGUCAUACUUUUCCGGCGUAUACCGAUUAUGAUGGCAUUAAAACCACUCAUACCGGAUGUCAAGACAUGGCGAGAAGCUUUAUUCGCUGGCCACUUUGGUCCUAUCGGUGUGGGUGCCAUCUUUGUGGCUAUCUUGGCACGUGGAGAAUUAGAGUCACAUUUCGAGACUACCACGCCAUUGGCAGUACUGCCUGAGGAGGGCUUCGAGCACUGGAACGUAAUCGAAGUCAUCUGGCCGAUCACCUGCUUCCUCGUCAUCAUCUCGAUCGCAGUUCAUGGUUCUUCGAUUGCUGUGUUUACGCUCGGCAAACACAUCAACACAUUGACCCUCACCAUGUCAUACACGCAGGCCAACGAGACCUCCUGGAUGGAGCGCCUGCCACGCAUCCAAUCGCGAUCAAGGAGCUCCAUGUCUUUGCAGGGCGAUGACUCCGAGCUUGACGAGAAGGAUCGGGCAAACUAUCCACCUGGUAUGCUCCCACCAAUUGGCUCCAACGGUAACUUCCUGCGAAGGCAGAAGGAAGAGGACAAUCCUAGUAGGAAUGCGAGUCGCGCUUCGAGCAGAACACGAUCCAGGCGUAGUAGAAAGUGGGAUGGCGGCCAAGGUCCGGGUGGUCCUAUCAGCCAGUCUGCUAUCGCGCCCGCACCUCGGCAAGAAUUCGAGGAGCCAUGGAGCCGAAGUGAUUCUGAGACAUUGGCUGCAAAGAGCGAGUCGCCUCGAGACUCAGACGAUGCCAAGCAGGAGGCUAAGCCUGUCAAGCACAAGCGUAACAGCAACCCAGAGCACGAGGAUGAGAAUUCCGAGACUGGUGAGAUCUUUGAAGAGGGUCAUGAGACUGUGUACGAGGAUGAGGAAGGCAACGUCCUGGCUGUUGAAGACAGUAGAGAUGAGCACGCGGAUGAGGGACAGCAGGCACGUGAGGACUUCGAAGCGAAGGAGGGCAGACGACUUAUGCAUGAGAAGCAUGGUGAUCAUGGGCAUGGUACCGGGCACGAAAAUCAUGAGCCAGAUGAAGAGGCCAGUGAUGCCGUCAACGAAGGCUGGAAGAAGCCCGAAGCUACCGAGAGCAAAGCACCUGCUCGUCCAGGUGAAAAGUGGCGCAAGGGUAUGACCAAAAUGAGCACAGUAAGGAACAUGGCUAGUCUCCUCAAGCGCAACGAUGAUGAGGAGGGCAAGCAGAAACCGAAAGCUGAAGAGACUAAAAAGCACGGGCCUGCGCGCGCUUACCAGUACGGCAACACCAUCAUCGUCGAAGAUGAAGAUGGUGAAGUCAUCAAGAAGUACGACAUCCCUGCUCCAGAGAAGAAGCCAGGUGGUGCUGCUAAUCCAGCCAAAUCACACCUUCGUCUCGGCAACAUGAGUAAGAUGCUUGGUGUCGGCAAGGGAGGGCCAAAGGCUGCUGAGGAGGGCGAGAGUGCUGCUGCUGCCGCGAAUGAAGAGAACAGGAGUAGGCCUGUCAGACCUGGAGCUGAUAGGCGUGAGAGUACUAGGCAAGCUGAGGAGGCUGACGAUGCUGGCUUGCGUUUCACCAUCGCGACAGGCAAUGGCAGGCGCAUGAGUAAGGCUGAGUUCAUUGAUCAGAUUCGACAGAUGGAUCCGAGGUCGCGAGUACAGGUCGUGGAGGAGAGCGAUGCUCCGGAAGCCAUCAAGAAGGAAGCGCGAAAAGACGCUCGCGAACAAGCGAGUGGUUCCAAAGCUGCUCAAGAGCCGAGUGUGCCCGUCGUGGCUGAAGGCGCCGAGGAACCAGAAGCCCAGACCCAGGGACAUCGACCCAGCCAAGCGGCUCUGCAUCCCGUGACAAGUAAUGAAGAAGGCGAACUCAAACUCGUCAACUCGAACGAGGAGGAAGUCCCUUUCCACGACGUCAAUGCCGACCUGCGGAAGAUGCGCAUGGGAUCGCCUACAGGGGAAACGGCAGCCGAGCGCCGUCGUCGACAAGCGCUCACGCAACCACGGCAAGACGAGGAGGACUCGGAGGAUGACGGCACAGACCGUGUACCACCUCCUGCUCGCGCUGGUCCGUCUCGUGAGCGAAGUGACUACUUUGGUGGCGCUGCACCGGAACGUGGUCGCAUUGGCAAUACCAACAACGACAGUGGCAAACCUCGACAAGGCCAUCGCGGAAGCGAACAAAACGAGACGGCUGCUGAGAGGCGGAGGCGUGAAGGCGCGUUGGGUUUGAGAGAGGAGCCCGAGAGCGAUAGUGAGGAGGAGGAUGUGCCAAGAGCUGCGCCGGCGGCUAAGCAGGGGAUUCGCUUUGCGGACGAGGCGCCUGUUAGAGAUCCGGGUCAGGAGGGGAAUGGGAAGGGGAGGAAUACUACGCUUAGGUGGGGGAGGGAUGUUGGGCGGUGA